AUGUCUACAUCACUGACGAUCCUUCUGCUCUCAUCUUCACCUGCGAACAGCAACCGUGCCCUAAUCGCACGCCCCGAUCGAUUGAGCAAGAUUAUGAGCGAUACAAGGCCAUCCGAAGGGCCCAACACCCGCUUGGCCCCCGCAGUACCCACGCAUCCCGAUCCGCGUCUCAACACUCAUGUGCUGUCUCUCCCAGCUCCCGCCUCCCUCAAACUGUCGCCAGUACAAGUCAAGCAGGAGGAGAUCCCAAUCUCCCUGCAGACACUGCGCCAGAGCCAGAGUCUGAAGAGAGUCGGACAGUCACAACCACCGCCUCCGCCCCCGGGCCAUCCUCCGUCCCCCCCGCCGCCGAUAAUGUCCUCACCAGCGUCCCCUCCUGAUAAGGAGACCCUGAAGCACCUCCUCCCGCUCUGCUAUGACGGGAAGACGGUGAUCGAGUGCAACCGCUUCAUCUCGCAGUUGCUCAUCUAUUGGGCGGUCAACACGACCCUCUCCACCAUCAAGCUAAAGAUUCAGGUUGCCCUUAGCCUCCUCGAUGACGAUGCUCGGACCUGGGCCACCCCGAUCUUUGCCCAGCUCGCAGCUGUCCAGAUCAAGAUCCAAGGAGCGAAAACUCCCUUUGCCGACGAAGCGGCCUUCCUCACGGUGUUCAAAGCCCACUUUGGUAAUCUCGAUGACACCGCCGCGGCACAAGUGGAGCUCACCAAGCUCUGCACCGACAAAUCCCUGCACGAGAAGCGCACCACCGCGGAAUUCUCCGCACUGUUCAAGGGUUCAGUGGACCAUUCCGGCGGCAUCCCCUCCCAUGUAUACCGCAAAAUUGAGCUCAAGACAUUCACCACGUGGGAAGACACUGACAAGCGUGCCACGGAAGUUGAGCAGAUACUCGACAUCAGCUGGGCCCAUCGACCCAAACUAAACAGCUUCUUCUCGGCUCGAGGAGGUGGACACGGCAGAGCACGUGGUGGUGCACCUCGAUCGCAAGGUGCUUCAGCCAGCAUCAAUGUGGCCGUCGGAAAAGGAGACUUCCCCGGUGAGUGCUUUGGCUGUGGGAAAAGGGGGUACCGACACUUCGAGUGCCCCAAUUGUAAGGACAAGCCUUACACAAAAAGUGCCGACGCGCGGGCUACGGUUGCCUCGGGUUCCACCCAGGCUGCGACAAGCGCCCCCGUCGCUUCACCCUCGGCAAGUACAAGUGCCACUUCAGUGAAUACCGAGCUGGCGGACUUGAUGGCACAGGUGAAGUUGAUGCGCGAGGAGUUGAAGCACUAUCGAGUGCUCAAAGAGGAGUCUUUUUGA
Molecule: messenger RNA, 1299 nt
Organism: Postia placenta MAD-698-R-SB12
Lineage: Eukaryota; Fungi; Basidiomycota; Agaricomycetes; Polyporales; Adustoporiaceae
Exons: 3
Coding region: 1-1299 (432 amino acids)
Source: RefSeq, a predicted model, not a curated record